GAUAUCUUCAAUAUGUACCGGCAGCAGAAUUGAAAAACGCUGAAAAAAAACUGUAUCCAUUAUAUGGCCAAGAGCAACAAACACCACAAAUUUUUUUGCAAAAUAAUAAAGGUGGUGAAAGAUAUUAUACAACGUAUCCUACUGUUCAAUAUGGACAGUUGAUUGGGAAUCAGCAAUUUCGAAAUCCAAGCUAUAUACCCAACAAUAUGGGAUAUAUUGUUGUUCCAAAGGAGAAAGAUAUUAUUUAUUACGAAGGAAACUCCAAGGAAAAUAGCCCCAAUAAUGAUGGAGGAUUCGGAAUCGCUAAAAAUAGUACAUAUGUGGGGAAUGGCAUAAAUAAUGGAUUUAAUAAUCAACAAGUGAAUGGAGGACAAUUAGGAAUUAAUAAUCAGAUUGGAAACAGCGGAGAUGAUGUGCGUAAUAUUGCGCUUCCUACUUCUGUUGGAGGAGAGUUAGGAUUUAAUAUUCAGCACGGACACACAGGACAUGGUAUAAUUAAUGGACAGAGCAUUCAGAGCCAUACUGGAGCAGGACUCGGGAUUAAUUUACAACAAGGAAAUCAGUUAAAUGGGGUAGGUAAUGGACAAAACGUACCGAGCCUCAGUGGUAUAAGUAAUGGGCAGAAUGUCCAGAACCCUACUGGAACUGGAUUCGGGCUCAAUUUUCAACAAGGAAAUCAAUUAAACGGUGUAAUUAAUGGACAAAAUGUACCGAGCCCCAGUGGUGUAUUUAAUGGACAGAAUAACCAGAACCCUACUGGAAUUGGAUUCGGGCUCAAUUUUCAACAAGGAAAUCAAUUAAACGGUAUAAGUAAUGGACAAAAUGUACCGAUCCCCAGUGGUGUAAGUAAUGGACAGAAUAUCCAGAGUCCUACUGGAACUGUAUUCGGGCUCAAUAAUCAACAAGGAAAUCAGUUAAAUGGUAUUAAUAAUGGACAAAAUGUACCGAGCCUCAGUGGUGUAAGUAAUGGACAGAAUAUCCAGAGCCCUACUGGAACUGGAUUUGGUCUUAAUAAUCAACAAGGAAAUCAGUUAAAUGGUAUUAAUAAUGGACAGAAUGUACCGAGCCUCAGUGGUGUAAGUAAUGGACAAAAUAUCCAGAGCCCUACUGGAACUGGAUUUGGUCUUAAUAAUCAACAAGGAAAUCAGUUAAAUGGUAUUAAUAAUGGACAGAAUUUCCAAUACCCUAAUCAAGCUAAUGGACAAUCGGUAAAUGGAGUGACAGGACAGUUGGGCGGAUACUUUCCUGAUGGCAACUACCCACCUGGAGGUGCUGGAAGUAGUGGAGGUGGGAGUGGGGGUAGCAAUUGGAAUGGUGGUUCUGGGAGUAGUGGUGGUGGAAGUGGCGGUACUGGAGUAGGUGGAGGUAGCAAUUGGGGUACUGGUUCUGGAAGUGGUGGUUCUGGGAGUAGUGGUGGUGGAAGUGGCGGUACUGGAGUAGGUGGAGGUAGCAAUUGGGGUACUGGUUCUGGAAGUGGUGGUUCUGGAGGUGGUGGUGGUGGAAGUGGCGGUACUGGAAUUGGUGGUGGUAACAAUUGGGGUAGUGGUUCUGGAAAUGGUGGCACUGGAGGUGGUAGUGGUGGAAGUGGCGGUACUGGAAUCGGUGGUGGUAGCAAUUGGGGUAAUGGUUCUGGAAAUGGUGGUGCUGGAGGUGGUAGUGGUGGAAGUGGCGGUACUGGAAUCGGUGGUGGUAGCAAUUGGGGCAGUGGUUCUGGAAGUGGUGGUGAUGGAGGUGGUAGUAGUGGAAGUGGCGGUACUGGAAUCGGUGGGGGUAGCAAUUGGGGUAGUGGUUCUGGAAAUGGUGGCACUGGAGGUGGUAGUGGUGGAAGUGGCGGUACUGGAAUCGGUGGGGGUAGCAAUUGGGGUAAUGGUUCUGGAAGUGGUGGUACUGGAGGUGGUGGUGGCAGUACAGGAACUGGUGGAGUUGGCGGUGGUGGUGCUCCCAAUUGGCCCGCACCUUCCAACCCACCACAAGGUACUCCCAGCCCUACAACAAGUUCUCCGCCAGAAAGCAGCAGUUCAUCGCCAGGUUCUCCCAUCUCUCCAACCUUACCACCUCCCACGGGUGGAACAUCUACUCAAUCCACCGGGUCAUCUGACAAUGGUAGUGGUUCAAACAAUUCAGGUGGAUCUUCUGGUAGUGGAGGUUCCCAAACAGAAUCCUUGGCUAAGUACUGUAAGCGUCUUUACGGUCAAUUCCCUAUUACAACCGCUUGCAAUAAAUUUGUCAAUUGUUGGAAUGGUAUUGCUCAUGAACAAACUUGUCCUGCCGGACUUGUAUUUUCCCACAAAGGACCAUACUGUGAUUAUCCAACUAAUGUUAAUUGUGAUGGACGUGCUUAUUCACCACCUCCAUCUCCUGCAGGAUGUCAAGAUGGUUUUGGUAUGUAUGCAAAUCCAAAGAAUUGUAGUGAGUUCUUCAGAUGUAAUCACGGAGUUCCUGUGAAAUUCUCAUGUGCUAAUGGAACAUUGUUUAGUUCGGUUACGAAUACAUGUGAUUUUUCUCAUAAAGUAGUAUGUCCUUCAAGCCAGAAACCUCCAAAUACUUCUGGAGACACUGCGGGUUACUUUAGAGCAAAUAAUAAUCAAAUAACAAAUACCGGAGGAUCAUCAACGUCUAACGAAUAUUACAAAUUUUAUAAGAAUGUUCGGAGUUGUCAGCCAGGGAGUGUAUAUAAAAUGAAAUACGAUUGUACAAGUUUAAGUGUAUGUAGAAAUGGACAUGUUGAAGAUAUAAAUUGCCCUGAAGGAACAGCUUAUGAUAUUAAAGCAGCAGCAUGUAUACAAAAAGCGAUGGCAAAAUGUUUCCAAUGAAUGGUAUUAUCGAGAAAUUAUUAGAAUGAAUGAGCAACUAGAAAUAAUUAAUUUAGAUAUCUGGAUUUUCAUUAAAUGUUAAAAUCGAUAUCUAAGUUUUUGGGAUACAU
Messenger RNA from Chrysoperla carnea, 2923 nucleotides. RefSeq lists its product as uncharacterized. The transcript has 6 exons. The coding region runs from base 207 to 2813 and encodes 868 amino acids. Gene Ontology annotation, cellular component: extracellular region. The record is from RefSeq and is a predicted model, not a curated record. Gene Ontology annotation, molecular function: chitin binding. Lineage: Eukaryota; Metazoa; Arthropoda; Insecta; Neuroptera; Chrysopidae.